This is a messenger RNA of Seriola dumerili (greater amberjack), 2721 nucleotides long. Its product is annotated as immunoglobulin-like domain-containing receptor 1. The coding region runs from base 142 to 1704 and encodes 520 amino acids. Gene Ontology annotation, molecular function: high-density lipoprotein particle receptor activity. The transcript is spliced from 9 exons. Gene Ontology annotation, cellular component: plasma membrane. The record is from RefSeq and is a predicted model, not a curated record. Lineage: Eukaryota; Metazoa; Chordata; Actinopteri; Carangiformes; Carangidae.
ACACCUGUGUUUAGGUUCAGGUUAAAAUACAGGCCUGUCGCGUGGGAUUUUUAUUUUUCUCCAUCUUCUUUUUUAUUCUUUUUAUUUAUUUAUAAAUCUAUCAGUUUUGCUUCCCACGUUUUAUUUUCCAGUUUUGUCAUAAUGCGGGGACUACCUGCCGCGACCCUCCUGUUGUCGCUACUAAAAGUGGCGGUGUGUAUUCAGGUGAUUGUCCCUGAGCAGGACCGUAAGACAUUACUGUUUGCCUCAGUGAUUCUCCGAUGUGACUACAGCACCUCUGCAAACCUCCAAGAUGUUCUGGUCACCUGGAGGUACAAGUCCUUCUGCAAAGACCCUGUGCUGGAGUACUACUCCACAGCAUACCAGUCUGCGCAACAGUUAGGACAGGACCCAUCGAAUGACUGUCCAGACCGUCAGCGGACAGUGCGCACUGUGAUCCAGAAGAGAGGAUCCAACGAGCCGACGCUGGGACCCGAGUACCGCGAACGCAGGAUCACUAUCCAAAAUAAGGCAGACCUGGUGAUCACUGAGGUGAUGUGGUGGGACAAUGGGGUUUACUACUGUAAUGUGGAUGCUGCUGGAGACACCACUGGCGACUCCGACAAAGAAGUCAAACUCAUCGUCUUGCACUGGUUGACGGUGUUGCUCAUCAUCAUCGGAGCCAUCCUUCUGAUUAUCCUCUUCGGCAUCUGCUGCUGCCAGUGCUGCCCUCAGAAAUGCUGCUGCUAUGUGCGCUGUCCCUGCUGCCCACAGCAAUGCUGCUGUCCUGAAAAAGUGGUGAUGCAGCAUCGUAUGAUGAAGGAGGCUCAGAGGGCCAUGGCUCCCUGGAUAGGAGGACAGCCAGUAUAUGGACCAAUGAGUCACGCUUCCUCCCAGAUGAACCCGCUGCUCUACUCAGGAUCUGUUUCAGGGAAGAGCAUCCCUAUGAAGCCAAUGCCCCUGCCUCCCCCUCAGUCUUCAUCUUACAGCAUGCCCCCUCCCAGCGUCCAUGGCAACCACGCCCCUGCCAACACCAAUCACAUGCUCGAUUACCUCGAGAGCCAGGUGAGGGGGAUGGACAUGACCAGUCCUCUGCUACAGUCCCAGCCACCUCCGCAUCACCACAUGCAGCAGGUCCCACCUCCUCCCCAGCACAUGCCUGUCCCCGUCCCAUUUUCCCCCGGUCCUCCCAGCAUGAUCUCAGCCCUUGAUGAUGGCCCAACAGAUCGUCACAUCAUCACACUUCAAGCAUUAAAGGAGCACCAGCCAGGUAGAAUGCCGCCCCCUGCACCCAGGACUCGCCCCCCGAGCUCCAGUGAGAGCAGCCGCAGUGGCUUCGGCCGACGUGACGAGCGAGGAGCAGCGGGAAGGCGUUACCCCUCACCUACUAGAUCAAGAGGUAUUCCUCGGAGCUACAGCCAGGACUUACUGGAUGGGCAGAGUCACAGUGGGGCACGAGGAGGCAUGGACCGCCCCCGCUCCCGUUCCAGGGAUGACCUGUUCGACACCAGGUCCAGAGGAAACUACUCGCCCCCUUCAUCACACCGCCAGAGACGAGGGUCCUGGAGCUCGAUUGAUGAGGGUAGCAGCAGGAGAGGAGGAGGAGGAGAGAGGAGAGGAGGUGGAGGCUGGGUUGACCAACCCCCCAGCUACACCGAGUACGAACCUGGAAAGAAACGCUACACUGACAAGAGUUCUCGCAGUGGCACCAGCAUCAUCAUCUGAACCCUCCAGCUGAGAAACGCCCUGUGACCUGUUUCAAAGAACAUGCACACCUCACUAGAACUGGGAGCCAUGUUGUCUGGCUACUGGUAAACUUUUAAAUGCCACCAUUUUUAUGUAUUAAAUUGAAUCAUAUACCAACUCUUUUAUUACCUUUUGAUAAGUGAAAAGCUGGCAGUGGGGUUCAUACAAUGUGAGAUGCAGAAAUUUGGAAUAAUCCUCCUCAGAGUGUACGGGUGGUUAAGCAACUGUUUGGUGUCAAUAAGGAAACCUAUUCGGUACCUUUUCUUUUUUUUUUGGUAUUAUGAUUUAAGAAAACUCAGCAAGUCUUUACUGGGAUUGCUGAACAGAUUUUUGGGAUAAUGUCUCCCUCUGCUGUUUCAUCAGUAUAAUGAAAAUAUUCUGAGGCGAUUUAGUCUAAAAUCCUCCCGUUAGAUUAUUUCUACAUGCUGCUUUAGAGUUGAUGUUUCUCCUAUUGAAACUCUGUUUGGCCGUAACACAGUUAAUUCUUACGUUGAUAAAGCCAUGAAGCAAUCACCAAUGACGCUCAGGGAAACAAAUAAAUUACACUUGUUACAAUGAAGCUGUAUAAACCCACAUAAAUAUGAAUAGCUUAUUGUGAAUGCUGAAGUUAGUUUUUAUCGUUUUUGUAAAUAGUUAUGUCUCAUAUCUUCUGUUUGUCCUGAAGUGACUGUAAUGCAUUGUUUUACUAAUGCUUUGAAGGAAAAGGUGUGUUCCAUUAGCAUCUGUCCAGAUAAUGAUUAAGUGGUUUGUACAUAAGAUGAAUGAUGUAUUUACACUUUAAACUGCAUGUAAAUUAUUUUACAUGAUGUUGAUGAGUGAAUUGAAGUUAUGUCAACACUGUAAGAGGCCCAAAAAGUUUUUUUUUUUCUUUUUAAAUUACAGCUGUUAGCACAAUGUGAAAAUGCAAUGAUAUUUUGUGAACAGUUUUGGAAACGUAACCGCUCCCCCACCCCUCAUCCAUUGAUAUUUUUAAGGAUUUUUUUUUUUUUUUUUUUA